Alternaria postmessia is the source of this 1848-nucleotide messenger RNA. RefSeq lists its product as uncharacterized. The record is from RefSeq and is a predicted model, not a curated record. The transcript is spliced from 5 exons. NCBI's taxonomy places the organism in Eukaryota, Fungi, Ascomycota, Dothideomycetes, Pleosporales, Pleosporaceae. The coding region runs from base 1 to 1848 and encodes 615 amino acids.
AUGCGCACAAGACCAGCGCCGCAACGCGGCAUUCGCAUAGGCAACGUCUCUGGCGCGACUGGUGAUGCUCCCCAUGCCAUGCUCCGCAUGGCACAAACAGACGAUGUCGACUUCAUCACCGGAGACUGGCUGUCGGAAAUGAACAUCGCUUGGAAUGCCAUAGCCAAAGCCAGUGAUCCAUCUCAAGGCUACGAAGUUGGCUUUCUGUCCCAGCUCGAAGAAAGCAUCGAUAUCAUCGUCGACAAGAAGAUCAAGGUUGUUACAAAUGCGGGCGCAUUGAACACGGAGGCGCUCCGGGAGAAGGUGCGAGAGCUUUGUGCGCAAAAUGGGCAUGGACAUCUGAGAAUCGCAGCGGUACUGGGCGACGAUGUCACAGCCGAGGUCACAGAAAUGUUGCGGAGAGCACCAGGGGAGGGAAGUGGGUUUCGGCAUUUGGAUCAUAGUGACCAGUGCUUUGUGGAAUGGGCAAAGGGAUUCGAGGAACCAGCGAGUGCGGUGGCGUAUAUCGGGGCUUGGGGGAUCGUGGAGGCAUUGAAGAAGGGGGCUGAUAUUGUCUUGUGUGGGCGAGUUACGGAUGCGUCUCCAGUGAUUGGUGCAGCAGCGUGGUGGUAUAACUGGAAACAUGACUCCUUCGAUGAGCUAGCUGGGGCACUUAUUGCGGGGCAUCUGAUCGAAUGCGGACCUUACGUUUGCGGCGCAAACUUUUCUGGCUUCAAAGACCUUCUUCCAGGAUUGGUCGACGUCGGCUUUCCCAUUGCUGAGAUCAUGCCCAAUGGAUCCAGCUACAUAACAAAACAGGAAGAUCUUGGUGGCAAAGUUACUGCUGCAAACGUCACCGCGCAGCUGUUGUACGAGCUCCAGGGUGAGAUGUAUCUCAAUCCCGACGUAGUGGCCGAUAUACGCACCGUAAAUAUCACGGCCACAGGCGAGCCGCGGCGGGAAGUUCUCGUCAGCGGAGUGAAGGGGUUUCCGCCACCACUCACCACCAAGGUCAUGGUUGCAGCUCCGGGAGGGUAUCAAGCUGAAACUAUUUAUUAUCUCAACGGCCUGGACAUUUCGGAAAAGGCGGAGAUGAUGAAGCGACAGCUGACAAGCAUCUUUCAGGGUAAUCAGUUCAGCAAACUGUCUAUGGAGCUUUACGGUGGCCAAGCGCUUGAUCCGAAAUCGCAGGCAGCGGGUACAGCCAUGUUGCGAGUCUUCGCGCAAGCAAAGAGGAAAGAAGACAUUGCUGCAAGCAAGUUUCGAAUCCCUAUCUACUCCCUUCGUAUGCAAAGCUAUCCUGGCUAUCACAUGAACUUGGACUUUCGGUCAAUGGAUCCCAAGCCUUUCAUGGAAAUCUUCCCCACAACAAUGCCGGUCAGUCAGAUCAACCACAGAGUGCGACUGGACGACGAACCGAUGAUAUACGCCCCGUUUCCACCCAGAUCUGCCGAAUAUCCACAGCUGCGACCGUCAUACGAAACCAAAACACCCAUAGAUCUUCGGUCAUUCGGCCUCACAUCAAAAGCCCCAUUAGGGGCCGUUGUGCAUGCAAGAUCCGGCGACAAAGGCAACAAUUCGAAUGUUGGUUUCUUUGUUAGGCAUGCUGAUGAGUACCCGUGGCUACAGAGCUUUCUGACGGUGGAGCGGCUGUGUGCUUUGUUCGAGGAUGACUGGAAGGACGGGUGUAGAGUCGAAAGGUGCGAGUUUCCAAACAUUCUCGCAGUCCACUUCCGAGUACUCGACUUCUUGGAUGGUGGUAUUGCCAGUAGCUCGCGCAUUGAUGGGCUCGGCAAAGGUAUCGGGGAAUACUUGCGAAGCAAGGUUGUAGACGUUCCAACGAGCUUUCUCCAACGGGGUUGUAUAUAG